Molecule: messenger RNA, 4355 nt
Organism: Hippocampus zosterae (dwarf seahorse)
Lineage: Eukaryota; Metazoa; Chordata; Actinopteri; Syngnathiformes; Syngnathidae
Product: DENN domain-containing protein 2A
Exons: 20
Coding region: 384-3551 (1055 amino acids)
Biological process (GO): retrograde transport, endosome to Golgi
Cellular component (GO): actin cytoskeleton
Source: RefSeq, a predicted model, not a curated record
GAAGAGGGGGUGGCCUGAGGAACGCAGCACUGGGAAAACUUUUGAGGAGCAGUGAGAGAGGAGAAGAGAUAGGGAGAGAGAGGGAGGCAUCACCACUGAGAGAAAUGGGAGACAAAGUGGAAGGAAAAUAAAAAAAGCCGUCAACAACUGAGGCCGCACUCCGCUCGGACGGACGGAGGGAUUUUCCUGACUGUUUGUGUCUUUUUCAUCAACCCCCGGCGGGACAGGCUUUUGGAAUGCCUGCCGAGAGACGCCGGGGACAGCGGCAGACGGAGUGAGGAGAGCCAUGCAAGACGUGGAUGAUGCCCUCUGCCGGGUCAGCUCACGCAAAAUGAGGGACUACCACGGGAGCGCUUCAUCGGGGCUCGGCCAGCUCGGAAAGGAUGCCAGCUGCUAGCACGAUGACUGGUGGGAGGGCGCUGCUGCUCUGUACAGACAGUGACAACAGUAUCUACCGAUCAGUCAACGGACUCCAGUGCUGCGGCUUGAAAAUUGGGGAGACUCCGUCGUCUGUGGUGCCCCGGCGCCAAGAGCUGUGCGGGCUACCAGGGGACAGACGCAAGAGGGACACCGCUGUGCCCGCCAUUCGUCCCAUCUCUCCACCAAUCAGCCCGCGGGACUCUCCCGAAUCCCACGGCAGCAUGCUGACUCACAGGAGAGCCGCCAGCGCCAGCGAACCAAGGACUCCAAACGUGGAGAACGGACAGUGCGGAAAGCUGAAUAAGGGCCAAGCAGGAGUCAAGGCGGAAAGUAUCCGCGAUAAAAUCUCCCAGUGGGAGGGCAAAAAGGAGAGCGGCCCAGCAAUUUCUAUGGACGCUUGUCCGCUCGGCACAACGCAGAAGGAAAUUGAGUCGGUCAGAAAAAAGGACUCGAAACCUCUGCAGGUCCAGCGGACGAACAGCAAGAGGUUUGUAAGCUGGGAGAGGCAAGACUCAGGAAAGGAAAAUGUCGGAAAACUCGGGGAUGUCAGGACUAAAUCUCCAGAAGGCCCAACGAACAAGGCCAAAGAAGUCAUUCUCGAACGAGGACUGCGGGCUACUAAGGCAACGGAGCAACCCCAAGACAAGAAAACUGUUUUAACUCACGUUAAGAAACUGGAAAAGGCCACCAAAGAAGUUCAGAGUGGAGCGUCACUGGCGUUUCCGGGGAAUUACUUCUGCCCACCGUCAAAAGAGGAGCUGGACGAAACCGAAAAGCGUGUUAACGAACCCAUUUUUGGGACUUUAGACGUGUCUCGGCCUGUUGGCUCCAGGUGGAGGAGAGAGGGGGAUCCAGAGAACGUAUACAGCGAGCCAGGCGCUCCGUCUAUUAACCCUUUGCCAAAACCUCAGAGAACCUUCCAGCACCACACGCCGCCUUCUACCCCAAUUUCAGGGCCUGGCUCCUGCAAGGGCAAGAGGACAUUGCCCCCUUUGCCCUCCAUUCCACCUCCGCCUCUACCCACCUGCCCGCCUCCCGGAGUUUGCAGGAGACCGUGGACGGACAGAUCCCACGACAGCAACAACAGGAAGUCUUACGAAUUUGAGGACCUGCUCCAGUCGUCCUCACAAAGCUGCAGAGUUGACUGGUACGCUCAGUCCCGCCUGGGCCUCACACGCACUUUAUCGGAGGAGAAUGUCUACGAGGACAUCAUUGACCCUCCCUCCAAGGAGAAUCACUACGAAGACAUCGAGCUGGAGAGAAGUUGCCUUGGGAGCAAAUGUGUAUCACCUGCCUCGUCUUCGCCCAUUCCUGAAACACCUGCUAAGCUGUGCUCCAAGCCUGGCUUCUUCAGACAGAACUCCGAGAGACGGAGUUUCAAACUCUUGGAGUUACGCAAGACCAACAGGGACGCCGGGGUGUCCACGCCGUCACGUGCCAGCCCGCCUUCCACGCCCAGCAGCCCGGAUGACACCCCUUGUCUCUCUGGGGACCCGUACAACCGGCGGCGGAGGAAAAUCCCCAAGAUGGUGAUGAAAAUCAAUGGUAUCUUUGAGGCUCGGAGAGGGAAAAAGCGCAUGAAGAAGGUCUCCACAGAGUCCAGCUCAGGGAGAGUGACCGAUGAGAACAGCGAGUCAGAAAGUGACACGGAGGAGAAACUGCAAGCUCAUAGCCAGAGGCUGGUGUCGGUCCAGUCCAUGCUGAGGCAGACGGGGCGGUACCGGACCUUGGACAGGGAUCUGAUGGAGGACAGAAAACUCUUUGAGUACUUCAUUGUGGUGGCCCUCCACAAAACCAAAGCCGGAGUUCCUUAUCUGCCGGAAGUCACGCAGCAGUUCCCUCUCAAACUUGAACGAAGCUUCAAGUUCAUGCGUGAGACAGAGGACCAGCUGAAGGUCAUCCCUCAGUUCUGCUUCCCCGAUGCCAAGGACUGGGCGCCUGUUGACAACUUCCCCAGCGAGACUUUUUCAUUUGUGCUGACUGGCGAGGAUGGAAGUCGUCGAUUUGGCUACUGCAGACGAUUACUGCCCAGCGGUAAAGGUCGGAGGCUCCCAGAGGUCUACUGCAUCGUCAGCCGGUUGGGCUGCUUUGACCUCUUUUCGAAGAUCUUGGACGAGGUGGAAAAGAGGAGAGCCAUCUCGCCUGCGCUGGUUCAGCCCUUCAUGAGAGGCAUCAUGGAGGCUCCUUUUCCUGCGCCGGGAAGGACCAUCAGUGUCAAAAACUUCCUCCCUGGCUCUGGGACAGAGGUGAUCGAGCUGUGUCGGCCGUCCGAUUCUCGUCUGGAACAUGUCGACUUUGAGUGUCUCUUCUCCUCGCUGAGUCUGCGCCUGCUCCUGCGAGUGUUCGCCUCCCUGCUUCUCGAGCGCCGUGUUAUCUUUACGGCAGACAAGCUCAGCACCUUAUCACAAUCUUGCCAUGCCGUGGUGGCUCUCCUCUACCCGUUCACGUGGCAGCACACUUAUAUUCCCGUGCUGCCGCCUUCCAUGUUGGAUAUCGUGUGCACUCCGACCCCUUUCAUCGUUGGGCUGCUCUCCAGCUCGCUGCCUCGACUGAAAGAGCUUCCUAUAGAGGAGGUGUUGGUGGUCGACCUCGGCAAUAGCCGCUUCCUACGACAGAUGGACGACGAGGACUCCAUUCUCCCCCAUAAGCUGCAGGCAGCUCUGGAACAUGUACUGGAGAAGAGGAGGGAGCUGGCCUCGGAUAAAGGCGACAGCGACUCCAGCUCCCUCAGCACCGCGGUGUCAGAGGCGUUUGUGCGCUUCUUCGUGGAAAUGGUCGGCCAUUAUUCGCUCUUCAUGGGCGGGUCAGAGCGCGAGGACGAGUCGUCCGUCUCGUCUCCCGCUUCGCCCGGUCCCUCUUCUUCCUCUUCCUGCGCCGCAUCCUUUCAGCGGGAGGCCUUUCGUAAGGCGGUCACCUCCAAAAGUUUGAGAAGAUUCCUGGAGGUGUUCAUGGAAACCCAGAUGUUUACAGGUUUCAUCCAGGAGAGGGAGCUGCGCAGACAGAGCCUCAGAGGCCUGUUUGAGGUGCGAGCGCAGGAAUAUCUUGACUCACUUCCUGGCAGUGAACAGCGAGGCGUCAACAAGUUCUUAAAAGGCUUAGGAAACAAGAUGAAAUUCCUCUCCAAGAAGUGACGUGAACAAACCUGAUGACAAAAGAAGGCGGGAAGAAAAUAAAAUGAGGAGCUUUCAAAUGAAAGGAGGACCUUUAAAUUUGAAGAAACUCGGUGCAAGUCGUUUUGAGAACUCUGACACCCCCCCAACCCCCGGAUGAGCUUUCUCUGGAAAGCAAAGCACAGUGUAAAUACUUCAGGAACUUUCCGGACAACUCAUACAUUCCAACUGUUUCCUAUAGAAAAUUUUGACACUACUACAACUUCUUCUUAAACAGGAGGCUUCAGGUUAAUUUAUAUUCUUUGUUGUUGUUGUUUUUUUUUUUUCUUAAGUAAAUGUAAUCUCCCAGUGGUGUGUGUGUGUGUGUGCGUGCGUGCGUGCGUGUGUGUGUGUGUGUGUGUGUGUGUGUGUGUGUAAAGAAACUCCUGUCGCGUGUUCAUAGGCUUUUAUUUAACAAGAUCCAGACUCAUUGGGUGUACGUACCACUGUGUCAUGUAAAAAACUGAUUUGCAUGUUUAUCACCGGCGUAGGAAUGAGCACCAAACGAAAAGGCAAGAGGGGGGAAAAUGUCAAGAGGAGCAGAAAAUGAAUGUGAACGUCUCUCUCAAGUGUCAAAAGGUUUGGCGGAGGGAUGUGUGAGGCUGACGCAUGUUGAUGUGGUAGGUGAAGCGGUGGCGAUGGAUGGACUGCGGCGUCAUGAUGUUGAAAGCAGGGUACACGCACGUGCUGAUCUUUAGACUGUGAACAACACAGGGCAAGGAGAAAAAAAUCAAUUUUAAGGUGACUCAGAUUAACCCCAAAUAAAUUUCUGAUGUUCUCGAAGGA